Messenger RNA from Seriola dumerili (greater amberjack), 10075 nucleotides. It is a transcript of the gene plxna4, whose product is annotated as plexin A4. The coding region runs from base 478 to 6246 and encodes 1922 amino acids. The transcript has 32 exons. Gene Ontology annotation, molecular function: semaphorin receptor activity; protein binding. The record is from RefSeq and is a predicted model, not a curated record. Gene Ontology annotation, cellular component: semaphorin receptor complex. Gene Ontology annotation, biological process: regulation of GTPase activity; regulation of cell shape; negative regulation of cell adhesion. NCBI's taxonomy places the organism in Eukaryota, Metazoa, Chordata, Actinopteri, Carangiformes, Carangidae.
AGCACAGCCUCCUGCGGUAUCCCGUACGGCGCAGCGGCUUUUCCAGCGGCAUACCAAGUGCGUCCUCGCCGAGGGAUGGGAGGUGCAGCUCCCGGGUCUCAGAGCACUCAGAGCGGCGUAGUAGAGUCCUGCUGAACGGGGAAUGCUGCUGGAAGUCUGCUGCUAUUUCUUUUUCCCGUGCAGGAAUCGCAUUCUAACUACAAACCUACCGGGGAUUUAAAGUGGACAAGUCGUUUGAUCCGGAUAUAACAUUAUUCUGAGCAUUUCUCAUUUUUGGGGGGAGUAAAAGGAGUUGGGGAUUGCUCUGGACGUGCCUCUUAUCCGCAGUGUCGAUGCGGCUGCGGCUGUGAAGUGAUAUCUGCAUAGAUUACAGGUACAUAAUGUCCUCCAUCUCAAGAGAGGCUUGAUCCUGAUUGGCCGACAGUACUGGUCUGUGCCUCGUUCCCUCGCCUCACCGCUCCCACCGUCAGCACAGCCAUGACAGCCCUCACCAGGACAUGGACCUGCUUUUUUGUAUGCUGCUUCCUGUUUAGUCUGGCGCUUCAUGUGACAUCACAAACAGUGGUGCAAGCCCCACAGGCUCACAGUGCCGGCUCCCAGGUGAUCACAGUGUCCCUUCAGGAGGAGGAGUAUGCAUCAUUUCGUGCUGAGAACCCUGAGUGGACAUUCAACCAUCUGGCUGUGGACUAUCGCAAUGGUAAUGUUUAUUUGGGAGCCGUCAAUCGCAUAUACAAACUGUCUCCGGGCUUGGAGGUGCAGGUAUCCCAUGAGACUGGCCCAGAUGAUGACAACCGCAAGUGCUACCCACCACGUAUUGUCCAGCCAUGCAGUGAGCCGUUGACACUCACCAACAAUGUCAACAAGAUGCUUCUGAUGGACUAUCGGGAGAACCGGCUGCUGGCAUGUGGCAGCCUCUACCAGGGCAUCUGCAAACUCCUCCGUCUAGAUGACCUCUUCAAACUAGGAGAGCCCUUCCACAAGAAGGAGCACUACCUCUCUGGUGUCAAUGAAAGUGGCUCUGUGUUUGGCGUCAUUGUUUCAUAUGGCAAUGCCUCUCCGGACAUGCUGUUUGUAGCCACAGCAGUGGAUGGCAAGCCAGAGUAUUUCCCUACCAUCUCUAGCCGCAAGUUGGCCAGAAACUCAGAGGAGGAUGGCAUGUUUGCCUAUGUCUUCCACGAUGAGUUUGUGGCCUCUAUGAUUAAGAUCCCUUCAGACACUUUCACUGUCAUCCCAGACUUUGACAUAUACUACAUCUAUGGCUUUGCCAGUGGGAACUUUGUCUACUUUCUGACUUUACAGCCUGAAAUGGGGGGUGGCCCGACUACCGGAUCCUCCUCUGCUGGGCGGGAGCAGGUCUACACUUCCAAGAUAGUCCGCCUUUGUAAGGCAGACACCGCCUUCAACUCCUAUGUGGAGGUGCCCAUUGGAUGCAUUAGUGGCAACGUGGAGUACCGAUUACUUGAGGCGGCCUACUUGUCCAAAGCUGGUGCUAUCCUGGCACGCUCACUAGAUGUGGCACCGGAUGACGAUGUAUUGUUUGCUGUCUUCUCGAAAGGCCAGAAGAGACGUCCACGUCAGGCCUCCCAGGACUCUGCACUAUGCGUUUUCUCUCUGCGGAAGAUCAAUGAGAAAAUCAAGGAGAGGCUGCAGUCCUGCUAUAAGGGUGAGGGCACGCUGGACCUGGCUUGGCUCAAAGUCAAAGAUAUCCCCUGCAGCAGUGCGCUCUUGACCAUCGAUGAUGACUUUUGUGGCCUCGACAUGAACGCACCAUUGGGUGUGUCUGAGAUGGUGCGUGGCAAGCCUGUCUUCUCUGACGCUGUCGACAAAAUGACCUCCGUCAUUGCCUACGUCUACAAGAACCACUCGCUCGUCUUCGUGGGCACAAAAAGUGGCCGAGUCAAGAAGAUCCGGGUAGACGGCUCCUCUCGUGCCCUGCAGUAUGAGACGGUGCAGGCGGUGGAGAGUGGACCCAUCCUCAGAGACAUGGCCUUCUCUUCUGACCACCACUACCUCUAUGUCAUGUCAGAGACCCAGCUGUCAAGGGUGCCAGUGGAGGCCUGUGGCCAAUACUCAACCUGCAGUGAAUGUCUUGGAUCAGGAGAUCCCCACUGUGGCUGGUGUGUCCUGCAUAACAUGUGCGCCAGAAAGGAGAAAUGUGAGCGCUCAUCAGAGCCGCGGCGCUUUGCAUCGGACAUCAAGCAGUGUGUGCGUCUCAGUGUCCACCCAAACAACAUCUCAGUGUCCCAGUUUAGUGUCACGUUGGUGUUGGAAGCCCAUAAUGUCCCAGAACUUUCUGCGGGUGUCAACUGCACCUUCGAGGAUCUGGCUGAGAUGAACGGCUUGGUGGAGGGAAACCGAAUCAAGUGCUUCUCACCUGCUGAGAAGGAGAUGCCACGCAUUAUUGUUGACAAAGACACUGAUGUAUUUUCUCUAGGUGACCACCAGAUUGUGCAGCUCUAUCUCAAGUCCAAGGAGACAGGCCUGGCAUUCGCAAAUACCAGUUUUGUUUUCUACAACUGUAGUGUGCACAAAUCGUGUCUGUCAUGUGUGAGUAGCCCCUACCAGUGCCACUGGUGCAAAUACAGACAUGACUGCACCCACGACCCUCGCACAUGCUCCUUCCAGGAGGGACGAGUCAAGAAGCCUGAGGGGUGUCCCCAGUUACUGCCUGCAGAGAGGAUCCUGGUUCCAGUCAACGUGGUGAAGCCCAUCACACUACGGGCAAAGAACCUCCCCCAGCCCCAGUCUGGUCAGAGGGGCUACGAGUGUCUGCUGACCAUCCAGGGAAACGAGCACAGAGUUCCUGCCCUGCGCUUCAACAGCUCUUCAGUGCAGUGUCAAAACACCUCGUAUUUCUACGAUGGGAUGGAGAUGAGCAGCCUUCCUGUGGAGCUGACCGUCAUCUGGAACGGAGAUUUCAGUAUUGACAACCCCGCCCACAACAAAGUCCAUCUGUACAAAUGUGACGCCCAGCGAGGAAGCUGUGGUUUGUGUCUGAAGGCAGACCCGCUGUUUGGGUGUGUCUGGUGUAAAGGAGAGAACCGCUGCACCCUCAAGCAACACUGCCCCCAUCCUGAGAACCAGUGGCUGGAGCACAACGGCAUCAACAGCAAGUGCACCCACCCACGGAUCACACAGAUCACCCCUCUGCGGGGUCCCAGGGAGGGCGGCACGCUUGUGACCAUCCGUGGUGAGAACCUGGGACUGGAGUUCAGAGAGAUUCAGGAUAACGUGAAGGUGGCCGGAGUGGAUUGCACUCCUAUACGUGAGGGCUACAUCCCUGCUGAACAGAUUGUGUGUGAGAUGGGUAAAGCAGAGAAGAGCCAGUAUACUGGGCAUGUGCAGGUCUGUGUGGGAGUUGGAGAAUGUAUAGCAGAAUUCACAGCAAAUUCCUCCAAGUACUACUACUUUGUGAUCCCAAGGAUUAUCAACCUCAAGCCCAGCAGAGGGCCAGUCUCUGGAGGAACCAUUGUCAACAUCACCGGCAGCCACCUUGAUGCUGGGAGCAAUGUGUCAAUCAUGUUUAAGGACCAGCCAUGCACUUAUCUCAGGAGGGGUGGCCAGUGGCUCACCUGCCGAACCCAUGCUUCCCUGCACGGCUAUGGAAAUGUGUCUGUGUCUGUGAGCAUAGACAGAGCUCAUCUCCAGAGAGACCUGCGGUUUGAAUAUGUGGAGGAUCCCACCAUCACCAAGAUAGAGCCUGAGUGGAGCAUCUACAGUGGACACACCCCAGUGACAGUGACAGGAACUAACCUGGACAUCAUUCAGACACCACUCAUCAGAGCCAAAUACAAUGGCCAUGAGACACUCAAUUUGUGCCAGGUACUCAGUCCUACAUCCAUGCUGUGUCAAGCCCCAGAGCUGCCCAUCAGCCUGGCCAGACACCAAGAGGUGCCUGAACGACCCAACGAGUUUGGCUUCAAACUGGACGACGUGCAGGCUCUGAUGGCACUCAACACCACCAAUUUUAUCUACUACCCCAAUCCUGAAUUUGAAGCACUCAGUGUGUCUGGGGUUCUGGAGCUUAAACCUGGGUCACCUAUCAUUCUAAAGGGGCGGAACUUCCUUCCACCAACCAACAGUGGGAACGGAAAGCUGAACUACACAGUUCUGAUUGGAGAGAAACCCUGCAUGUUAACAGUGUCAGAGACCCAGCUGCUCUGUGAGUCCCCCAACCUGACUGGUCGACACAAGGUCCUGGCACGUGUGGGUGGUAUCGAGUUUUCCCCAGGUGUGGUCCACAUCACAUCUGACAGCCCGCUCAGCAGCACUGCAAUCAUUGGCAUUGCUGCAGCCGGAGCCCUGCUCAUCCUCUUCAUCGUGGUGGUGCUCAUUGCCUACAAGCGCAAGUCUCGUGAGAGUGACCUGACCUUGAAGAGGCUGCAAAUGCAGAUGGACAACCUGGAGUCACGUGUGGCUCUGGAGUGCAAAGAGGCUUUUGCAGAGCUCCAGACAGACAUCCAUGAGCUGACCAGUGAUCUGGAUGGUGCAGGAAUCCCCUUCUUGGAUUACAGGACCUACACCAUGAGGGUCCUCUUCCCAGGCAUCGAGGAACAUCCUGUACUGAGAGACCUGGAGGUGCCUGGCUACCGCCAAGAGCAAGUAGAAAAAGGACUGAAGCUCUUCGGCCAGCUCAUUAACAACAAGGUCUUCCUGCUGUGUUUUAUUCGCACUCUGGAGGCCCAGCGUGGUUUCUCCAUGAGGGACCGGGGCAACGUGGCCUCACUUAUAAUGACAGUGCUGCAGAGCAAGUUGGAGUAUGCCACUGAUGUCCUAAAGCACCUCCUGUCUGACCUCAUAGACCGCAACCUUGAGAGCAAGAACCACCCCAAACUGCUGCUCCGCAGGACUGAGUCUGUAGCAGAGAAAAUGCUGACCAACUGGUUUACGUUCCUCCUCUACAAGUUUCUGAAGGAGUGUGCAGGCGAGCCUCUCUUCUCCCUCUUCUGUGCCAUCAAGCAGCAGAUGGAGAAAGGCCCCAUUGACUCCAUCACAGGAGAGGCGCGCUACUCACUCAGUGAGGACAAGCUCAUCAGACAACAGAUUGACUACAAGACGCUGGUGGUGAACUGCAUCCAUCCGGAGAAUGAGAAGAGCCCAGAGAUCCAGGUUAAAGUGCUGAACUGUGACACCAUCAGUCAGGUGAAGGAGAAGAUCCUGGAUGCCAUCUACAAGAACGUCCCACACUCACACCGCCUAAAGGCCUCUGACAUGGACCUGGAGUGGCGCCAGGGUAGAGGACAGCGCAUGAUCCUGCAGGACGAGGAUGUCACCACUAAGAUUGAAGGUGACUGGAAGAGACUGAACAUGUUGGCUCAUUAUCAGGUACCUGAUAAUGCAGUAAUGGCCUUGGUUCCCAAGCAAGUUACAGCCUAUAAUUCAGUAAACAAUUCCACUGUGUCUCGAACCUCUGCAAGUAAAUAUGAGAACAUGAUCAAGUACACUGGAAGCCCUGACAGCCUGCGUUCCCGCACUCCGAUGAUCACUCCUGACCUGGAGAGCGGGGUCAAGGUUUGGCACCUGGUGAAGAACCAUGAGCAUGGAGACCAGAAGGAGGGCGACCGCGGCAGCAAGAUGGUUUCUGAGAUCUACCUGACACGACUUCUGGCUACCAAGGGUACAUUACAGAAGUUUGUGGAUGACCUGUUUGAGACCAUCUUCAGCACAGCCCAUCGAGGCAGUGCCCUGCCACUGGCCAUCAAAUACAUGUUUGACUUCCUGGAUGAGCAGGCAGACAAACACAACAUCCAUGACCCACAUGUUCGACACACAUGGAAGAGCAACUGCCUACCUCUGCGUUUCUGGGUGAAUGUGAUCAAGAACCCCCAGUUUGUGUUUGACAUCCAUAAGAGCAGCAUCACAGACGCCUGUCUGUCUGUGGUAGCCCAGACCUUCAUGGACUCCUGCUCCACCUCAGAACACCGCCUUGGGAAGGACUCACCCUCCAACAAGCUGCUUUAUGCCAAGGACAUCCCCAGCUACAAGAGCUGGGUGGAGAGGUACUACUCAGACAUUAGUAAGAUGCCAGCGAUCAGCGACCAGGACAUGAAUGCCUACUUGGCAGAGCAGUCACGGAUGCACAUGAAUGAGUUCAACACCAUGAGCUCUCUCAGUGAGAUUUACUCCUAUGUCGGCAAAUACACUGAGGAGAUUGUGUGUUCACUGGAGCAGGAUGAUGCAGCCAGGAAACAGAGGCUGGCCUUCAAGCUGGAGCAGGUGGUGGCCUUCAUGAGUCUGGAGAGCUGAGGACCGCACUUCCCAGGGCGCACUGGGAAGAGACCCCAUCAGAAACCGAGCCGUGCCUGAGCGAAGACCUGUCCCCAUCUUUUUCAUCAUGUGACUUCCUACGCCUUUCAAAGAUGACUUCUUCCUUGAUCUUUUUUCUGCUUCCUCUUCCCCAAGAAAUAUUUUGUUUUCCUCAUCCACUCUGCUGCAUAGACUAGUUUACCUGAAUAUAUCUGAAGGGUGGUUCGGGGCUGAGGUUGGCGUCUCCCACAGUGCAAUGCGGGGGACCCCUCAGCUUCACCACAGGGAGCGCUUCAAGGGGUGAUUGCUUGAAAGCUGGCCAUAUUGGCAUACUUCAGUCCCCCUGCUGGAAGAAAAGAGGGGAAAAAACAUUUUUAUGUUGCCUUCAAGAAUUUACACUGAUAGGUAAUUCUUUAAAAACCACAAUGUUGGGUGUCCAUUUUGUUGAGAACUUUUUUCAAAAUAGGAUAGUUAAAAUAAAACCAUCUCUAGAGUCCAGUUUAUUGUAGUUCUAUAUUCAAUAUAGGGAAUCAAGAGGAAACAUCAAAAAUGAUGACUGCAAGCCAAAUGAACACCUCUGAAGAAAAUUAAUGCAAGGAUGGUUUGCCAAGUUUACACUGUACCUACAAGCAAAGCAUACAUAUCUGUGAAAUUUGGGGCGAGUCCAGGCAAACCUAGAAUGUUCUUGUGUUCUUUCAAUGUAGCUGGAGUUGUAUUUAAGAGUAAGACUGAUGGGGGAUAGGGAAGGAUUAGUGCUUCUCUGAACUUUUCCUUUAUUGAAACGUGACUGACACUAAAACUUUACAAACCAGAGCAUCUCCAACCUGUAUCCCUUUGCAACAUUCGCACAUUUUUCCCUGCCCAGCGUACAUUUACUUCAAAGAAAAUGCUCAUGAUUUCUGCUUCCAUCUGGCUUAUGUGGCUACUGCAAAAUUAACCUAUUAGAUAAAACCCUGGAGGCCCUGACCCAAGUUGGAUCCUCUGUAAGAAGCACACAACCAACUCUGGAAGACAGUGUUUUGACUGCUAAUCCAAACACCGGGAGCAGUCUUUGGCUCUUGCCACUUCCAAUCUUGUGUCGCCACUGCGACGGUCUAUCAAAGCACACACACAUGCACAGAUACACACAAUCAGCAGCUGCCCAAGUUCCCAACUGCCCAGAUAUUUACUCUAACUCUGGAGGAGGAAAAGGGAAGAGCUGACUGAAAUGUACUGGGUAAGAAACUGCUUGAUCAUGAAAAAUAAGAAGAAUGAUUCAAUACAGUGAAGUCAGAGACUGCUGACUUCUACCUAAAGGGGCUCUGUUGAGAGAGUAGCACUUCUUUCCCAGGAUGUUCUUAUUUAAAGACUUUUGUGUGGAGAAAUCAACCAAGAUGGAUUUCGUCGGUCAGCCAAAAACCAAAGGAGCUUGAAAUUUUCAAAACGGUCAAAAAUGUAUUUGUAAAGUGCCACUGAGGAACUGACAGAAAAAGGACUAUGUAAAAGACAACCACGUCUAGGACAAAAAAAAUAUUGUGACUGGAACUUAAAGAAACCUGUGUGAUUUUUCUGACCUCAGUGUGUCGAGGUGAGAGGCUCUGUGGGCGAGGUGAUCUGAUCCUCCUUUCUCUUUCCAUCGUCCCGGGUCUCUCCGGCUCUCGGCACACCGUUCACCCCUGUGUCCGGCUCCUGACUUACCAGUUUUCUUAUCUGUUUUGCACAAGCGUUGGAGAUGGUAGCUAGUUGCAUACGGCAAAACCCCAACUCUUGAGUGUGUAACUGUUGAGGCGCUCUUGUCUGUAUUAGUGUAGUUGUCCUCAGUGGCGGCAGGGGGCAGCCUUCUCCAAGCCUCAAAAAAAAAAAGAAAAAAAAAAAAGAAAAAGAAAAAAUCUGAUAAAGCAGAGCAGGAACAGAACAAGAAACGAGCAUCACGGCAGGAUAAAUAGAAAAAUGAUAGACAUUAAAAGUAGGUAAGACUUGUUGGAUGUGAACCCCCACUGUGGGAGAGAGCGAUUGAAAGAGAGAUGAUGGAGGCGCCCUCCGUACCUUUUGACCUCUGCCCUUUCUUUUGCCUUGACAACGUGCCCCAUGUGGUGAUGUGAAUGUGUGAAGACCGCCCUAGGUCCACCUUGGGUCCUUUAUUGGCUUUUUAAGCGCAUGUAAAACGUAAACAAUUUAAGAAACUUAUUUAAAAAAAAAUGAAAAAUAAGAAAAUUAAGCCUUGCAAUGAUGAUGUGGAUGUGUUCUUUUAUCUUUCUUUUGCUUGGAAGAAUCGAGAUGGAAAAGUGGAUUGUUCAUGUAAUAAAAACUAUAACUUUCGUUUAAGGUGGAACCUUUAUCCAGUUCAACCCUAUUGCAGAACCUCAUGGCCAUGGUUUUUGUGAAGUGUUAGAUGCUAAAUAUUAUAUACCCUUGCAUGUUGACCUGUUUGGAUGGUAUGAAAUGGAACUGCCUUGCUCAAAGAUAUUUAUAUACUUCUACUACUACAAGGGACUUUAAAGUCAUUUACAAGCCAACUGCUCAUUUUAAGAUUAUGGAUUUCACCAGACAACACAAACCCUAUUUGUAAAUUCUACAGUAGGACCAUCUUUCUUGUCCCUUUAACUCUGUCUUCCAUUACAGUCCAUCCAUUUUCUGUUACAGCUGUGUCUCCUCUGUGGUUUUAGUUCUGGUAGAAGAUGCAAGUUGAGUCUUGCUCUUUCUUUGCUGCUAUUACGUCUUGUUUUUUACUGCAUUGGAUUAAUUCAUCAUAACUGCUUUGUUUUUCUCCAUCAGUUGAGCCCAGAAUAGAAACGAGAGUCCAAAAGAUGGAUACUUGGGUUUGACAAAAGUCCAUUUCACAAAAAGCAACAAAAGACUAGAUCAGUUGCCAAAAUGUUCGUCACAAAACACAAACGUUACAAUCCCUUUCGAUUAAAAAAAAAGAAAAAAGAAAAAAAAACCUGGAAGAAACUAUGAACACAUGUGAUUUAUCAAACAGAUUAACACAGCUUUCUAACAGGAGAGGCACGUCAGACUUGAUAGUAGACUUAUGUUAAAGACUGAGUUUGGCAAGUGACUGUUUUUAGCCCUUGUGUCAAAUGUAUGUGAGAUAUCCAACCCAUUUUCCAUUAUAACCGUCUGCAGCUAUACAGUAUGAUGAAUGUCUGUUGUUUCAACUUGGAGGGGUACAUUCACAAGGUGUUUGCUGGACAUGUUGAGUCGUAAACAUAUCAAAUAUAUUACUGUUACUAUUAUCUGUUAUUGGAGAAUAAGGACUGAUUUAGCAUCUGGAUGAUUAAUUCAUGCAAGACUGGCAUUAAUAUUGUAAGAAACUUACCACUGACACACAUUUAGACAAUUUCAAAGAACCUCUUUCAUUCAUGUAGCCAUUGUAUACUGUGUCUAGAUACCCAAAGUACCCCCUAACAGCCGUGUGUUCCUAAAUAACACAAGGUGAGAGUCCUGGACUGUCAUUGUGAAUCUGCCCCCCAGUGAAACUUCCUGUCUUUCAUUUCUCCCUGCCCCCCGCCCCCCACCCUGCAACAAAAGGUUGUCUGCUAGUAGCUACCUUGUGUUGCCAAGAGCACAGAUAAAGUUUCCACCUUCAAACGUUUUGUAGGAACUAAAAAUGUCCUCCUAGCUCAGUGUUAUAGCAGGUGUUACAGAAACAUGCUAGAAAAGACUUUUACUAGACCAUAUUUGAAAGAUAAAGAGUAUCUUAUCGAGAGAGAAAAACGAAACCUGGGGGAUAUAAGGCGAGCUUCUCUAACUUUGUUAUAAUUAAUUGUAUACCUGUGUAUGUAAAUAUAAUGCAUUCCUAUUUUGCAGUCAAGAACAAAAUACUAUUUGUAAUAUAGAAUAAACUUUA